AUGGACUCGCAAGGACGAAAGAUCAUUGUUGUCGAUAAUGGUACAGGGUUCGUUAAGUGUGGCUAUGCGGGAACGAAUUUUCCAUCACACAUCUUCCCAUCUGUUGUGGGUCGUCCGAUAGUGCGAUCGUCGCAGCGAAUUGGUGAUAUCGAAGUGAAGGAUUUAAUGGUUGGCGAAGAGUGCACACAAUUACGCCAAAUGUUGGACUGUAGUUAUCCAAUGGAGAAUGGUAUUGUGAGAAACUGGGACGAUAUGGCGCACGUUUGGGAUUAUACUUUCGGACCAGAAAAACUGGAUAUUGAUCCGAAGGAAUGCAAACUACUCCUAACAGAACCUCCUUUGAAUCCGAGUGGAAAUCGUGAACGAUUAUUGCAAGUAAUGUUCGAGCAAUAUGGAUUUAAUUCGUUGUAUAUUGCUGUUCAGGCAGUCCUGACGCUAUAUGCACAAGGACUUUUGACUGGUGUGGUGGUUGACAGUGGAGAUGGUGUGACUCAUAUAUGCCCAGUUUAUGAAGGGUUCGCUCUGAGUCAUCUUACAAGAAGAUUGGAUAUAGCUGGCAGAGAUAUUACCAGAUAUUUGAUUAAGGCUGCAGAUUUCGAGACGGUUCGCCUAUUGAAGGAGAAGUUAUGCUAUGUGGCAUACGAUGUUGAGCAAGAGCAACGUCUUGCACUCGAAACGACCGUGCUUACCGAGCCGUUCACUUUGCCCGAUGGGCGUGUGAUACGUGUCGGUGGUGAGCGCUUCGAAGCACCCGAGGUGCUGUUCCAGCCUCAUUUGAUCAACGUCGAGAAGUGUGGUCUGAGUGAACUCUUGUUCGGUGUUAUUCAGUCUGCAGAUAUUGAUACGCGUUUGGAAUUCUAUAAGCAUAUUGUGCUCUCGGGUGGUACCACAAUGUAUCCGGGUUUGCCAAGCCGUUUGGAGCGUGAACUCAAACAGUUGUAUUUGGAUCGUGUUCUAAAAGGCAAUGCUGAGUCGUUCCAGAAAUUCAAAAUCCGAAUCGAAGCACCACCACGCCGCAAGCAUAUGGUCUUUCUGGGCGGUGCAGUGCUAGCGCAUUUGAUGAGAGACAGAGACACGGACUUUUGGAUAUCGAAACAAGAAUACGAGGAAUGUGGUAUGGUGCAGUGCAUGCGGAAAUUGGGUGUGAAGUAA
Anisakis simplex (herring worm) is the source of this 1152-nucleotide messenger RNA. The record is from the annotation of a GenBank genome assembly. Lineage: Eukaryota; Metazoa; Nematoda; Chromadorea; Rhabditida; Anisakidae.